AUGGCUAGUACCGUCGGAAUGGCGUUGGGCACUGCAUGCACAGUAGCACUGACCUCCCUAACCACCUCUCGCAGGCCCUAUAUGCUUCAAGCAAAUGUUGGCUGGGUCAGCAGCAGCCUCCUUUGUCGCACAAGCCGAUGGGCUCCAGCUUCUGUGUCUAGAGUGACUCGAAUCCCAUCCGUUCAGUGCGGCAGCAGCAAUCCCAACCCCCGCCGCGACGGCGCUAGCAUCUCCACCGCCUCCAGCCGCGCGGAAGACCUUUCCGCGGCAACCGCCAAGCCCAGCCGCUCGCCCAAGGCCCGCAAGGAUGCUGUUAGCGAGUCAGCUGCUGACGAGGACAACGGCAGCGCUGUUGAGAAAGCCGACCCCAUUCGCCGACGCACCCGCAGCAGCAGUGCAGCUAAGGACAAGAAGAGCAAAAAGGUUAAAGGUGACGGAGACGCGGAGGAGCAGACGGGGGUGUCCGGAGGGGAGAGGAGACGGAAGAGCAAGGCGGCGAUGACCGAGAAUGAGAUUCGGCUGGCGCAACUGCGGCAGGAGCUGCAGGCGGCGCUGGAGGAGCGCCAACGCCUCGCCGCGUUGCUGCAGGGGAAGGCGGAACCUGAGGAGACGGCAGCUGCGCAGACCGUGCGCACGCCUGUGGACGCGGGGGAGGCGGCGGCAGCAGCAGCGGUGCGGAAGGCUUCCGCGGAAAGGGCGCGGGAAGAGUCCUUGGCGCUGAAAAAGGAGCGAGAGGCGUUGAGGGCGGUGCAGGCGGCGCAGAAGGCGGAAGAGGAAGCUGCGCAGGCACGCGAGCGGGAAGAGGCCGCGGCGGGGGUGCGCGAAGUCGCAGCGGCGCGCGCGCGUGCUGAGGCGGAGGCGAAGGCGGCGGAAGAAGCAGCGGCGUUGGCGAGCCGUGAAGCGGCCGCACGGGCAAGGGAGGAAGCAGAGGCGCGCGCGAAGGCGGAAGCGUUGGCGCGGGAGCGAGCGGAGGCGGAGGCGAAGGCGCGGGAGGAAGCAGCGAGAAUGGUGGAGCUGCCGCGGCAGGAGCAGUUGCGGAAGCUGCAGCAGGAGCACGAGUUCAUCGCCGCAAAAAUGUUCUUCUACCCCGGGCAGGUGCAGGCCGGCAAGCCCGUCGAAAUCUUCUUCCACCGCCCGGCCAGCGUGCUCAAGGACAAAUCCGGCGUGAACGUGGUGGGCGCGUUCAACAACUGGCAGUGGCAGCCGUUCAAGGCGGAGCUCAAGCCGUCCAGCGAGGUGCCCAACGACUGGUGGGUGUGCCAGAUCCACAUUCCGGAAGAGGCGUACCAGGUGGACUUUGUUUUCCACAGCACGGACAACGUGUAUGAGAACAACGGCGGGCAGGACUUCUAUAUCGCCGUCACCGGCGGCAUGGCGGAGGCGGAGUUCGAGACGAUGCUUAAUGAGCGCAAGCGGGAGGAGGCGGAGCGGGAGGCCGCGGAGGAGGCGGAGCGGGAGCGGCGCGCGGAGGAGGAGCGCAGGGCGGCGAAGCUGAAGGCGCAGCAGGAGGCGGAGCGGAAGCAGGCGCGCGACAUGGCGAACGACGCGCGGAACCGGUUGGGGGAGAUGCGGCGCACGUGUGGCACGAGCCUCGAGGGCGUGUGGCGCCUGGAGGAGGUGGCGCGCGCGGAGGGGGGCGAGCGCGUGGUGCGGCUGCUGUAUAACAGGGCGGGGCGGCCGCUGGCGGGCAGUGGCGCGGUGUGGGUGCACGGGGGGGUGAACGGGUGGCAGGACGGGCUGUCCGCCACGGGCGAGCUCAAACCAGAUAACCAGGAUAACGGCGACUGGUGGUCCGUGCAGCUGACUCUGCCCGCGGAUGCGGUGGUGCUGAACUGGGUGAUGGCGGACGGGCCAGUGGGCAAGGCGGGGGCGUACGACAACAACGGGCGCAAGGACUUCGCGGCCAGCGUGGGCAGCGACGACGAGGCGAGGGCGCUGUUCGACGAGCUGGAGGAGCGCCUGCUGGCCAAGCUGGAGAGGGAACGCAUUGAACGUGAAGAGCGCGAGGCCAAGGAGGCGGCGCGGCGGCAGGAGAUGAAGCUGGCGAUGAAGCGGCGCACCAAGGAAGCCUUCCUGCAGUCGCAGGCGCACGUGUUCUACACCGAGCCCGCUGACCCGCGUGCGGGGGAGACGGUGCGCGUGUUCUACAACCCGCAGAACACCGUGCUGCACGGGAGGCAGAACGUGUGGAUGCGCGGGUCCUUCAACCGCUGGACGCACCGCACGGGCUGCUUCCUGCCCGUGCACAUGCAGCCCUCUGCUAAUGGCACGCACCUUGUUGGCGAGGUGACGGUACCACACGACGCGUUCAUAAUGGACCUGGUGUUCAUGGACAGCAGCGACCCCAACGUGGCGACGUAUGACAACAGGGGCGGGCUGGACUACCACGUGCCCAUCACCGGCAGCACCUCCAAGGAACCCCCGCUCUACAUCGUGCACGUUGCGCUCGAGAUGGCGCCUAUUGCUAAGGUGGGGGGUCUGGGUGACGUGGUGACAUCGCUGUCGCGAGCCAUCCUGGAGCUGGGGCACAAGGCGGAGGUCAUUCUGCCCAAAUACGAUGUCCUCAAAUACGACUGCAUCCAGGAGCUGCAGGACCGCGGGUCGUUUGCAUGGGGUGGCACCAACUGGCGCAUGUGGUUUGGCUACGUGGAGGGCAUCGGCGUGCACUUCCUUGAACCCGAGAGCGGCAUAUUCUGGGUGAACUGCAUCUAUGGGCGCAAGGACGAUGGGCACCGCUUUGGCAUCUUCUGCAACGCCGCACUCGAGAUGCUCGUGCAGACCGGCCGCCAGCCGGACAUCCUGCACUGCCACGACUGGUCGUCAGCACCAGUGGCAUGGCUGCAUGCGGAGAGCUACAAGCAGUACGGGCUGGGCAAUGCGCGCACGGUGUUCACCAUCCACAACCUUGAGUUCGGCCAGGCUCUCAUUGGCCGCGCCAUGGCUGCUUGCAACAUGGCCACCACCGUGUCACCGACGUACGCGUGGGAGAUAGGGGGUCACGGGGCGGUGGCAGCGCACAGGGGCAAGUUCCACGGCAUCCUCAACGGCAUCGACCCCGACAUCUGGGACCCCAUGACCGACCGCUUCCUGCCUAUGCGGUACUCAUCGGAGGAGGUGGUGGAGGGCAAGCGAGCAGCCAAGGACGAGCUGCGGCGGCGGCUGAACCUGCGGUUUGACGACCGCCCCGUGGUGGGCAUCGUGACCCGGCUCACGGCACAGAAGGGCAUCCACCUCAUCAAACACGCCAUCUGGCGCACGCUGGACCGCGGCGGGCAGGUGGUGCUGCUGGGGUCAGCGCCUGACCCGCGGGUGCACGGGGAGUUUGAGCACCUGGCGGGGCAGCUGAACAACUCGCACAACAACAUGCAGCGCCUCUGCCUCAACUACGACGAGCCCCUCAGCCACCUCAUCUAUGCGGGGUGCGACAUGAUUCUGGUGCCCUCCAUGUUUGAGCCCUGUGGCCUCACGCAGCUCAUUGCCAUGCGCUACGGGGCCGUGCCCGUCGUGCGCAAGACAGGAGGGUUGAACGACACGGUGUUUGACGUGGACAACGACCAUGACAGGGCCAGGGCGCAGGGCAAGGACGUCAAUGGCUUCUCCUUUGAGGGCGCCGAUGCCGCCGGCCUCGACUAUGCCCUCGACAGAGCCAUUUCUGGGUGGUAUGACGGGCGUGAGUGGUGGAAUGGGUUGGCCAAGAGGCCUUGUGGUGUCCCAACAACCACUCGUCCAUUCACAUCGGAUUCGCUCUUGUCUAUCGAUAUCCUCCGCGUACCGCUUCGCUUGCUUGCCCCCUCUUUCCGGACAUCUCCGCAUCCUACGCUCGCAUCCCGCCUGUCCAAAACAUCUGCCGCCAUGCCGCCAUGGGAAACGUACCUUGCGCGGCCUCCGCUGCAGGCGGAUAUGCCUUAUCCUCGUGACACGUGGCAGAGCGCCGCACCGUGCGACAGUGUCGCACACGAGGCGGGGUCGUGGCAUGCCGCUCAGCCCCUCCCGCAGCUCCCCUCCCACCUCUCCUCCGCGUUUUCCGCGCUCGCCUCUGCGCAUCCCGCUCAUCUGCCGGACCGCGCAUUCUCCCCUUCUCUCCCGCACCACGCGCAAGGCCAAGCCCAUCCCGGGCCGUCGGUGCUUCCGCCGAGCUUGCCCUCCGCGCCCUUCUCGUCGUCCGCCUUCGCCUUCCCCUCGCUCGCCCUCGAGACCUCUUUCUCCGCGCUCUCCCUCUCUCUCCGCUCGCAGUCCCCACCUGACCCUCCCGCGCGGCCUUCACUCCCCCACGCCGCCUCCGCGGGGUCUCUCCGAGCCCUGGCUUCCGGCGCGGUUCCCGCUCCCCAUUUUGCGCCAUCUGCGCAGUGUUCGGUGGACGGCGACAGCAGCAGCAGCGGUCGUCGCAGUGCGAGCUUGAUCCCCUAUCCGGGGGAAAAGUCGACACACGCUACGUCGUCGGGUUCCAGUCCGUCGUCGCCCGCGUCGUUCGUGUCGUCCGUUUCGUCGUCAGUCGCCGGCCAUGCGACGGCGGAUUUGUCGCACGAUUCACUUCCCGCCGACAACCCUUGGUAUGUGUCGUCGCCUGCGACGGCGGCCCCUGCGGAUGGCGCAAAGGAUGAGCCUGGCGCAGCGGCAGCUGGAGGCGGAAAGGCAGGUUCGGGGGAAGCAGCAAGCGGAGAGGCGAUUCCUGAUGCGCUUCCCCGCGCAGUUGGCGGCACGGUGGAAGAGGCGGCUCCGGCGGGCGUGGCGCAUGUGGCACAAGCGACACAAGAGAUUCAUGCGACACAUACGGAGGAGGUGGAGCGACUUCAGCAGGCCUUGCGGCGGGCGGAAGCCGCUGCAGCGGAAGCGCAGCAGGCGGCUGCGAUGGCGCAACUAGAAAUGGCGCAGAUGCAGCGCGCGUGCGGGGAGCAUGCGCGGCAGGUGGUGCGCCUGCGACGCGAGUUGGACUCCGCGGGAGACGCGCACCUGCAGCUAGCCGCGGAGCUGGUGCAUCUGGAGGACUUCGCCAUCGCCGCCCUGCAGCACGACCUCAAGGCGGAGGCGCGCCGCGGGCUGCCGGCGGCGGAAGCGGCGCUGCUAGACGCGCCGGACGAGUACGGCGGGUGCCGGCAGUUCUACCAGACGGGGUGCUGCCACUUCGGCCGCGGGCGCCGCCCCUGCCCCAACGAGGCCAGCCACUUCUGCCUGCGCUGCGGCCGCGCUCACGGCACGGCGCCGCACCUCGUGCUGCUGAGACGCCUCAACGACCGCUGCCUGCUGCCGCAGUGA
Molecule: messenger RNA, 5253 nt
Organism: Closterium sp. Yama58-4
Lineage: Eukaryota; Viridiplantae; Streptophyta; Zygnematophyceae; Desmidiales; Closteriaceae
Source: the annotation of a GenBank genome assembly